This is a messenger RNA of Diprion similis, 1894 nucleotides long. RefSeq names its product forkhead box C1-B (gene croc). Gene Ontology annotation, molecular function: RNA polymerase II cis-regulatory region sequence-specific DNA binding; DNA-binding transcription factor activity, RNA polymerase II-specific. Gene Ontology annotation, biological process: cell differentiation; anatomical structure morphogenesis; regulation of transcription by RNA polymerase II. The record is from RefSeq and is a predicted model, not a curated record. The transcript is spliced from 2 exons. Lineage: Eukaryota; Metazoa; Arthropoda; Insecta; Hymenoptera; Diprionidae. The coding region runs from base 144 to 1673 and encodes 509 amino acids.
AAUUUGCUGUCGGGAUGUUCUGACCGCGUGAACCUCCAGGGUCGCGGGUGUACCGGACGGAACCCAGGGUUCGAUAAACGCGGGAAGAACGAUAGACGCUGGACGAAGAGAAUUGGGGCUUCUUUUGUCCUUAAGGAUUGAAAAUGCACACCUUGUUCGGCGAGCAGAACGCCUACUACAGGCACGCCGGUGUUCCCGUCGGUAUGGGAACGCCGUCGUAUCCGGGAGUGGCGACGGCGCCUGGAUACUACGAGCAGUACAGGUACGGCACCUACGCUACUAGCUAUCCGGGAAUAGCCCAGCAGCACAUCCACCAUCCGAGUAAAGACAUGGUGAAGCCACCGUACUCGUACAUCGCCCUGAUAGCUAUGGCGAUCCAAAACGCGCCGGACAAGAAGAUCACCCUGAACGGGAUAUACCAGUUCAUAAUGGAACGGUUCCCCUACUACCGCGAGAACAAGCAAGGCUGGCAAAACUCGAUACGACAUAACCUCAGCCUGAACGAGUGUUUCGUCAAGGUUCCAAGGGACGACAAGAAGCCCGGUAAGGGUAGCUACUGGUCCCUCGAUCCGGACAGCUACAACAUGUUCGACAAUGGUUCGUACCUCCGUCGUAGACGGCGGUUCAAGAAGAAGGACGCCCUCAAGGAGAAGGAAGAAGCCCUGAAGCGCCAAGGAUUAGCGCCGACGGGAUCCAGUGCUGCAGGUGACAAACAACGUGCCGAAGACCAACAGCAGCAGCAACAGCAACAGCAACACCACGCUUCCCAUCUCGGUGGCAAGUCGGAUCCAACGAGCAAGCAGAACAAGACUCAACUCCAGGGUAACGUCGAGUGCAAACCCAAACGUGAACCAAGCUCCGACCUGACGUCGUCCCACUGCGGAAUGCAGGCUGCAAAGUACGCGCACAGUCCUAUCCAGCAGGACCAAGUGAAGGCAGGAUCCGUCGCUGCAGCGGCAGCAAGCGUCAUCCAGUCCGCCCUUGGGCACCAGGUACCUCUUCACCAGGCCUCGCCGCAUCUUCAGGCCCCGCACCACGCGCACCAGGCGCCUCACCAGGCCCCACACCACGGGCACCAGGAGGUGGCUGGAAUGACGGACGCGAAUGGAAUGCAGGGUCUGGACCCGAGUUCCUUCGGUGUCGAGGCUCUGACGGGUUCGCGGGAGUCCGGUGGUCACCCAGGGUCCGUGGGUUCGAGCUCCGUCCACCUCCAAAGUGCCCGGGAACUCCAGGCGGCGAGGGAACACUCGGUACAAUCGAACACCAGCACCGCGAUGAUGCCACCCACCAGCUCCCGGGAGUCCCUGAUGGCCAGUUACGGACACCCGACAUCCAGGUCGAACGGAUCGCCCCCGGGGACGAUGUACACACCUUACUGCACCACUGCGGCAGCGGGAUACAUCAUGGACCACGUCGACUACAAUCCGUCGGCCAGUGGUGUCCGCACCCAUCCAACGGGCCAUUCGCAAUGGUACCAGGAAGCCUCGAGUCCUGACACCGCGGGUAUUUACCAGGACACGCAAUCGCCGAGCUGUCAACUUUACAGGUCGAGUCCCCCAACGCCGUUGUCCUCUGGUGCAGCACCCUCGCCACCGCUCUACCACAGGUACUAUCAGGACUGCAACGCGGUGAGCACAAGCGGUAACCUACCGAUCACACUCCACAAGUACUGAGGCUACCGAUGCUCAAGGUCACCGGAAGACGAUCUUGAGCGUUACGACAACAACAUAGAAUUAUACAACGGGGGUAGUACUAACAUGGUUCGCUGCAGGGUUAAACGCGAGUUCGGCGACGUCGUUGACGAGUGGAAUUGAGAAGACGCGGUGCUUUCGGCCAACUGACAAAUGGUCGCGAUGAUCAGGGUGCGGAACCGAAAACGCGCGAGGUCGAGCUC